CGUGGAUGGGCGUGGUCAGGGCGGGCGCGGGGCGCACCGGAGCCAGCGGAGCGCAGCGGAGCGGCCGCCGCCGCCGCCACCCCCGAGUCGUCCCCCCCCCGCCGCCGCCCUGCUCCCCCCCCACCGGCACCAUUCCCACCCCCGGGCGGCAGCGCGCCCCGGCCGGGCGGCGGCUCAGCCUGGGCCGGAAAACUUUGCUGGCGGCCGCGGCGGGGGUGGUGAUGGUGCUGGUGCUGGUGGUGCUCAUCCCGGUGCUGGUGAGCUCCGCCGGUACCGAUGGCCGGUACGAGAUGCUGGGGACCUGCCGGAUGGUCUGCGAGCCCUACGGCCCCGCUGCCCCGCCGCAACCAGCCGAACGCGGCCCCAUCCCGCCGCCCUCCACCCUGGUGCAGGGUCCCCAAGGCAAACCAGGGCGACCGGGAAAACCAGGACCACCGGGACCGCCGGGAGAACCAGGACCGCCAGGACCGGCGGGGGCGCGGGGUGAAGCGGGACGACCGGGACCCCCGGGAUUACCGGGACCAGGGGCUACAGGUGCGGUGAGUGCAGCUACCUAUAGCACGGUGCCACGCGUCGCCUUCUACGCCGGCCUCAAGAACCCCCAUGAGGGCUACGAGGUCCUCAAGUUCGACGACGUGGUCACCAACCUGGGCAACAGCUACGACGCCAGCUCGGGCAAGUUCACCUGCGCCAUCCCCGGCACCUACUUCUUCACCUACCACGUCCUCAUGCGCGGCGGCGAUGGCACCAGCAUGUGGGCCGACCUCUGCAAGAAUGGUCAGGUGCGGGCCAGCGCCAUCGCGCAGGAUGCCGACCAGAACUAUGACUACGCCAGCAACAGCGUCAUCCUGCACCUGGAUGCGGGGGAUGAGGUCUUCAUCAAGCUGGACGGAGGCAAAGCCCAUGGUGGCAACAACAACAAGUACAGCACCUUCUCUGGCUUCAUCAUCUACUCGGACUAAGCCUGGACCCACAGCAUCACCCCACAGCCCUCCAGCCCCAUGGCAUCUCCCUGCUGCUGUCCAGCCCCCACAGCAUCCCCCAAUGACUGUCUAGCCCCACGGCAUCCCUCUGCCAUGAUUUGGCCCCAUGGCAUCCCCCCACUGCUGUCCAGCCCUACAGUUUCCCCCUUGCUACUGUCCAGCCCCAUGGCAUCCCUCUGCUGUGGUCCAGCCCCACAGCAUCUCCCCACGGGUGGUCCAGGCCAUCUAUGGCGCCCCGCCCCCCCGCCCCCCCCCCCCCCCCUUCCCCAUUAGCUCACCCCUCAGCUGCUGAUUUCAGGGCUUGGGGGACUGCAGGGAGCUAGGGGCCAGCAAGAAGCUGGGGGACCCCCCCCUGCACUGCCCCCCUGCCCCCCUGUCCCCUGGCUACACACCCCGCUUGGCCCCAUGGCACCCUGCUCUCUGCUGCCUCCCCACACUGGGGUGAUGCUGGGGGCCGGGGGGUCCCUGCCAGCGUGUAUAUAUGUACAGGACGUGCAGAUGUCUGAGCGGGUGCCCCUCUACCCCGUCCCUGUCCAGCCUGUGCUGGGGGCUGCGCUGGGGACGGGGGGAGAUGCCUUGUGCCCGACCCUGGGGCAACUCCAUGGUAAAGCAGAGCUGUGACCUGU
Falco peregrinus (peregrine falcon) is the source of this 1609-nucleotide messenger RNA. RefSeq names its product complement C1q like 1 (gene C1QL1). The coding region runs from base 6 to 962 and encodes 318 amino acids. The transcript is spliced from 2 exons. The record is from RefSeq and is a predicted model, not a curated record. Lineage: Eukaryota; Metazoa; Chordata; Aves; Falconiformes; Falconidae. Gene Ontology annotation, molecular function: protein binding.